Antechinus flavipes (yellow-footed antechinus) is the source of this 3102-nucleotide messenger RNA. RefSeq names its product nuclear factor, interleukin 3 regulated (gene NFIL3). Lineage: Eukaryota; Metazoa; Chordata; Mammalia; Dasyuromorphia; Dasyuridae. Gene Ontology annotation, biological process: circadian rhythm; regulation of DNA-templated transcription; DNA-templated transcription. Gene Ontology annotation, molecular function: DNA-binding transcription factor activity; DNA binding. Gene Ontology annotation, cellular component: nucleus. The transcript is spliced from 3 exons. The record is from RefSeq and is a predicted model, not a curated record. Bases 829 to 2205 code for a protein of 458 amino acids.
GGGGCAGCGUGGAUGUCAGUCACCACAAAGGCCGUCAGAAGAGUACGUUGCAAGGAGCACGAUAUUGACCUACUAACACAGAUCUCUGGCGGCGGCGGCGGCGGCGCGGUGGUGGUUCCCCGCAGUAGCAGGCUGGUAGACGCCUCCCACUACUCCUCCUCUACCAACCACCACCCCAUCCCCCUCCCGCACUCUUCUCUCGGACCCCGGGAAGUGCUACAACUAGCUGUCUCCACUGUGUUGCGCUACGGGCCUGCCUGGGAGGUGAUAGUGAAGCCCCAGGCGAACCACUUUUCUUCAAAUCCUUUGAUGCUACUCCCCCUUCCCCCCCCCCCCACCACCGCACCCGUCCUCACCCUCACCCACAACUUCAGCGCACCCAGCAAUACUCAGCCUCAGCCCUGCCCAGCUUCGAUCUUCUUCUAGAGCUGUGGCUAGGAGUCGGGUGUUGUGUUCGCUGGUUCACUUGCGACUUUCCGGGGAGCCCUGUUCUCGUUUUGUUGCGUUUUUUGCUCCUCCCACCACAUUCUCCGGGCCAAGAUGAGAAUGAAAAAGUGUUUUGGUACUGACCACUUCCUCCUCCAGUAUCCCAUUCCCCUACUGUUUUCCUAUAAGAUCACUUAGAAAAUUUCGAUUGUAUUUGGUGAGAAAAACACAUGUCCUUACUUUUUGCAACAUGAAACAAAAAGAAGAAUGCUGAUGGAUAUAAGAUCAAAAUUUUUAAAAAAUUUUGGUUUGAGAAAUACUGGAGAUAGAAUUUGCCCGGUAAAUUGCGAUACAAGGUAAAAAAAAAAAAAAAAAAAAAAGAUUUAGUUAAAAUUGUUUCUGAUGCAGCUAAGAAAAAUGCAGACCAUUAAAAAGGAGCCAGCACUUGUUGAUACAAGUAAAAAUGUGGACAAAAUGAUAGUAAUUACUUCUGCUCUAACUGAAGUGUCUGAAGAUUUGAAUACAAAUGAAGAUCUAUUACUUACUGAAGGAGUUGGUGGAAAAAACAAAUCUUCAGCUUGCCGGAGAAAACGGGAAUUCAUUCCAGAUGAAAAGAAAGAUGCUAUGUAUUGGGAAAAAAGAAGAAAAAAUAAUGAAGCUGCCAAAAGAUCUCGUGAGAAACGUCGGCUGAAUGACUUAGUUUUGGAAAACAAACUAAUUGCAUUGGGAGAAGAGAAUGCUUCUUUAAAAGCAGAACUGCUCUCACUAAAAUUAAAAUUUGGUUUAAUUAGUUCUACAUUAUAUGCUCAGGAGAUUCAGAAACUCAGUAAUUCUACAGCUGUAUAUUUCCAAGACUAUCAAACAACCAAAUCAAACAGCACAUUUUUGGAUGAUCAUGAAACUUCUAUAGUGGGAAGUAGUUGCAUUUCUGUCAUUAAACACUCUCCUCAGAGUUCUUUGUCUGAUGUCUCAGAAGUAUCAAUGGAGCAUUCUCAGGAGAGUCCUAUUCAGAACAAUUGCAUAAGUCCUCCAAAUAAGUUUCAAGAUAUAAAACAGGAACCUAUGGAAUUAGAAAGCUAUACAAGAGAGUCAAGAGAUGAUAGAAGUUCCUAUACAACAUCCAUUUAUCAAAACUACAUAGGAAGUACCUUCUCUGGUUAUUCUCAUUCACCUCCUCUUUUGCAAGUUAAUCGAUCCUCUAGCAAUUCACCAAGAACAUCAGAAACUGAUGAUGGUGUGGUAGGCAAGUCAUCUGAUGGAGAAGAUGAGCAGCAAGUUCCUAAAGGCCCAAUUCAUUCACCAGUUGAACUUAAAAGCAUCCAUGCAACAGUUAAAGUUCCAGAAGUGAAUUCUGCACUACCACAUAAGCUUCGGAUUAAAGCCAAAGCCAUGCAAAUAAAAGUAGAAACAUUAGAUAAUGAAUUUGAUGUCACACAGAAACUCUCCUCACCUAUUGAUAUGUCAUCGAAGAGACAUUUUGAACUUGAAAAGAAUGAUACACAAAAUUUGGUACAUUCUUCCCUUACUCCUUUCUCUGUGCAAGUGACUAACAUUCAAGAUUGGUCACUCAAACCAGAACACUGGGAUCCAAAAGAACUCAAUGGCAAAAUUGAAAAUGGUUGCAAAACUGGAGUUAUUGGAAUUAAAAACAAUUUAUACAAUGUCUCUGAUUCAGAGAACUUGUAUUUAAAACAAGGGAUAGCAAACUUAUCUGCAGAGGUUGCUUCACUUAAAAGACUUAUAACCACACAACAAAUUUCUGCUUCAGAUUCUACUUAAGUUACUACUGAAUUGUUGUUUUAAAGAUGCUAUUUGCAGUAGAUUAACAUGUUUUGUAUUAUGCUGAAUUUUCACUGGACUUGUGAGGUCAUUUCACUGUAAUGUUCACAUGUUGUCCGAUAGGUGUCUUUUAAUGCACAAAUUACUAUGAAAAUUAGAUUGUUUUAUGAUCACUAUGUCUUGUAUAUAGUCAAAUAGCCUGUGCAGAGGCUAAAUAUAGAACAUUAUUUUUUGUUGUUCAAUUAUUAAGUGUACAAGUUACCACUUACAAUAAAGUAUUGGUGACAAACAUGGAAUUUUACUCCAGUAAAGCCAAUUCAAUGAAAAAGGCAAUGGUUUGUUAAAUGAUGGAAUAAUUACACAUUUAACAUUUUACUUAUUCCUUUGACUUUUAUUUCUUAACUAAGAUAAAUUUGUAAUAGACACUUUCCAAGCAUUUUGUUUUGGCUUUCCUUAAGUUUGCCUGACUGCAACCUUGAAAAGAAAAAAAAAAAUGAAACCCUAGAAAAGAAAAAAAAAUAGAAUCUGACUUUUUAUUCGAAAAUUCCUUCCUUAAUUGCUUCUCAUUAGUUUUUUUUUUUUAAUGAACUUUUCAUUACACAUCAGUUGUUUGGGUUUUUGUUGUUUUGUUGUUGUUGUUUUUAUUUUAGUAAAGAAAAGCCCAAAUUGAUUAUCAGCAGCCUUGCCAGACUCUUCUCUUUUAAGCAAUGUACAUAGAUGCAGUUAAUUGAAUCAGUGACAUGGCUUACUAUAUUGCUAUGAGUGAUUUAAAAAUUGGAUAAAGGGAAAAUACUUAGUAAUGUAAUUUUCUUUCAUUGUAACCCAUGCAAUUCUGGCAGAUGACCAUCUGGGGAGCUUAGUUCUUUAGUAAUAAAAUAAAACUAAAAUAUACCUGUA